Molecule: messenger RNA, 870 nt
Organism: Cucurbita moschata (crookneck pumpkin)
Lineage: Eukaryota; Viridiplantae; Streptophyta; Magnoliopsida; Cucurbitales; Cucurbitaceae
Exons: 2
Coding region: 105-734 (209 amino acids)
Source: RefSeq, a predicted model, not a curated record
CCAUUAUUCAUUAACCAACGGCCCGCCGGAUAAAACCCAGCCUUUUACUAAAGGUUUUCUCGUCACCGUCGCAUUGUCGACCGAUCAGUCAGCCGGCGGUGAAAAUGGCGUCUCGUCUGGUGACUCUGUUCUUCCUCCUCCUUCUCACCGCCUCACUUCCCGUCCUCUCCCUCUCUUUCUCCCAAUUCAAAUCCCUAUUUUCGCGCGCGCAUUCCCUUAUGUCUCGCGUCGCCGAUCUCCGUGCCUCCCGCGGCGACUUCUCCGGCUCGCAACGGGCCAGGGUCAUCGCUAACAAGCUCGAACGAGGCUUCGGAGGAUUCGGUUUCUUAGCGUCAAUGUGGUCGCUAGCUUGGGACUACGCCAAGAACUACGCAUGGAGAGAUCUCGCCUUUUCGGAACUCUACGACGCCAUUCCCGACAUGAACGAAUUGCUUAGGGCGUUGGCUGAGUUAACCGGGUUGGAAUCGGACACGGCGAGGGCAAGGUGGGUGUCGCGGAAUUACCAAUCUCUCUUCAGAUUAUGCAAUUCGAUCUUGCAGAGGCUUCUCAAGGUGUUUUGGAAAUCGGGGGCUUGGAGGGAUGUGGUGGAGACAAUUCGAAUGGAGGUGAUGGAUGGUGGAUUGCUGAAGGAUUGUUUGGAGCUGGGAAGUGGCGAUUUGAGAGGAAUGAUUCAGAUUUUGAAGGAUUUGGCUUUGAAUUUUCAUUCCUCCUUUGGGCGCAGGAAUGAACUGUGAGGAUCAAGAAUUCUAGAACUUUGGGAUUGUUUUCAUGUCCUAUGUUGUUGUUGUUUUUUCUUUUACACACUUUGUAUAUUACCAUAAACUAGUCCAACUCCGUUCUUCUCAUGAUCUGAACACAUUAGUUUGUUUA